Lactuca saligna is the source of this 1217-nucleotide messenger RNA. The record is from the annotation of a GenBank genome assembly. NCBI's taxonomy places the organism in Eukaryota, Viridiplantae, Streptophyta, Magnoliopsida, Asterales, Asteraceae.
AUGGCAACAGACAUGGCCAAACAUAUUUCAAAAAAGAAGAAGAAGGGAAGAGUGGUUAUUUCAUCUGAAUCUACAGCUGAUGAAAUUGAAACCAUUCCAGAGACACCUGAAGUUGAUCUUAAAAAAGAUGAUGUAAUUCCACCCGAAGUUUUGAUUUCCAAGACAGUUUCUGUGGAGGUACAAAAUUCUGACAUUAUUGUAAACAUAUCUAAUAUGGAUAAAAGUGUCACAAUGGGUGAGGAUGCUUCGCAUGUUGCCCGCAAAAGUAAAUAUUCGGAUGUUACUCCAGACACAACAGUUUCUUUAUCUUCACAGGUUAGACCUAUCAUUCCAACAACAUCCACAACCGAUUCUCCUAAUUUUGAAACUAUUGUUCAACAACCAUUCACAUCUUUUUUUUCUUCACAAUCAACUGAUUCACCUACCACUACUUCUCCAAUCAAAGAUUCUUCCUUCAUGGAAACAGAACACAGGUCCGAAGGUUUUGGCAGAACCUUUGAAAAUUUAGAGUUUGAUGAAGAAGAGACGGACUUUCCAGAUCAUAUGCUAAUAACAAUGAAACAGUUCAAGAUAUUGAAUACCAAACUCAAUUCAAUUCUUCAGUCUCAGGCAGAUCUUGGGGGAGGAAAUUUUGUAACAAGUCUUGAAGUUGAUGGAAUGUUGAAGAUGAUUGAAGGAAGGCUUUCUUCGAAUAGAAAGUUGGCAAAGAAGUUUCUACCCAACAACUUAGUUGAUGAUGUUGAAGCAUUUUCACGUGUUGUUUUCUUUUAGAGCAUAUGGUAUGGGCAACUUAAAGUGGUAUUAUGAUAAGAAGCAAUAAGAAGAGAGUGUGGUGUUCAUGGGGUUAUAACACCAUGUUAAGAGGAGAGAGAUAGAGAGAAAGAAUUUGGGCGAUCAAUAGAAAAUCACGUUGCAUUUAGUCAUGGUCACAACAAGAAGCAACACAACUAGAUUCAACAAGAAGAGGGUGGUGUUGAUGCUUCUUAAUGGCAUUGAGGAUGCUCCACCUCAGCAACAACGAGAUGCAAUAUGACCUAUACCUUAUACUCUUAAUAAUAGUUAGAGGCUACGGAACCAAUUUAAAAUUUAAAAUUUUUUGUUUAUGUGUAAUUUUUUCUACUAUAUCUGGAAAUCGGGUAUAAACCGGUUUUGAUAAAAACCAGUUCCGACCAUGUUUUAUGUUAUAUAUUUCAAAAUUGGUCAUAAACAGAUCAGAC